AUGGAUUACUCGUUGCUGUCAGACAGGUGUGAGUUGCCAAAAACACCCUCGGGUCAGCUGCAGAGUUCUGUAGCACAAGUGAAGACCUCACUCACUGCUUGGGAACAGUGGCUUGUAAAUAAGGCAAAAGAAGAUAGGAUCAGGUUGGAAAAGAAGGCACUGGAGGAGCAGUUACUUAAAGAAAAGAAAAGACAAGAAGAAAAGGACAACGAACAGAAGAUUGCCAUGAUAAAUCAAAAAAUAGAGGAAUGGCUGAAGGUGAAAAGAGAAGAGGAAAAGCAGGCGCAAGAUCUAAAACAAAGCAAAGAACAAGAAGCACUAAUGAUAAAAAUGGAAAAGCAGCGUGAGCUUGAACUCAAAGUGCAAGAAAAAUAUAAAGAAUGGCUUCAAAAGAAAAAUCAGGAGAAGGCAGAGAAACAAAGGAAACAGAAGGAAGAAGCAGCACUGAAAGAUGAGAAAGAAAAGGAACGCCGCAGAAAGGCCGAUGAGAAGUUCAAGGAAUGGCUUAAUCACUCCAAAGCUAAAAGCACAUUCAAUCCCAAAUCGGCUUGUUCAAGUCCAUAUGGAAAAGCUUACCCAUCUCCCAGCUUCUACAACCCAAUCCCUUGGAAGCCAAUCCCAGUCCCCCCGGAAACCGUAAGCAAGACAACUGACCGACCAGCGCAGAGAAAACCAAAAGGACAACACAGCCUCAGUUCUCAUUCGAGGCGGCACAAUUCUGCUCAGUCAGUGCAGAGGAGAUGA
This is a messenger RNA of Knipowitschia caucasica, 744 nucleotides long. The record is from the annotation of a GenBank genome assembly. Lineage: Eukaryota; Metazoa; Chordata; Actinopteri; Gobiiformes; Gobiidae.